AUGACGAACUCGCCGUCGAGCACGUCCCUGGAGAGCUCCGUCACCGCGACUGAGGCCGAUGUCCAGUCGCAGAGCUCCGGCAUGACGCGCGUGAGCCACUUCAAGAUCGUCUUCGACCGAGCCGGCGUCACGAGGGAGGCCCUGCAGUGGAGAUACCCUGGAGACGGCACCGAGGAGAGCCCCUACGCCGUCGACUUCACGCCAUGCGACCCUUAUAAUCCCCAGGAAUGGACCAAGACCAAGAAGUGGUGUAUGACCAUCCUGACCGCUAUCUCCACCCUCGCUGUCGCCUUCGUGAGCAGUGCCUUUUCCGGGGGUUUGGCGUACAUCAUCGCCGAGUUCAAGGUGUCCCAGGAGCUCUCCAUCCUCGGCCUUUCCCUCUUCGUCGUCGGGUUCGCGGUAGGACCACUCCUGUGGGCGCCAGCGAGUGAGUUCUAUGGCCGGCAGAUACUGUUCACGAUUACAUAUGCGGCCCUCACGGCCUUCAACGCCGGCGCCGCUGGUGUCAAGUCCUUCGCCGGCCUUGUCGUCCUCCGUUUCUUCGCAGGUGCCUUCGGAUCGUCGCCACUCACCAACUCAGGCGGUGUCAUUGCGGAUAUGUUCUCGCAGUCGGAAAGAGGAUUUGCUACCGCAGUGUUCGCUGCCGCACCGUUUCUCGGACCAUCACUAGGCCCCAUCGUCAGUGGCUUCCUCGGUGAGGCUGAAGGCUGGAGGUGGAUUGAAGGGCUCAUGGCUAUCUUCACGGGCAUCCUGUGGAUUGUCAACUCUCUCCUCGUUCCUGAAACCUACGCUCCCGUCCUCCUGAGGGUCCGUGCCGCCAAGCUCUCCAAGCUCACCGGCAAGGUCUACGUCUCAAAGCUGGACAUCCACAAGAAGCACCACACUAUGGCGCAGCAGUUCAAGAUUGCCCUGUCCCGGCCAUGGAUGCUUCUGUUCAGGGAGCCCAUCGUCUUCCUGACCUCCGUCUACAUGGCCAUUGUCUACGGAACUCUGUACAUGAUGUUCCCUGCGUUCCCGAUCGUGUUCCAGCUGUCCAAGGGCUGGGGCCCCGGUGAGGCUGGUCUGGCAUUCCUGGGUAUUACUGUGGGCAUGGUGUUCGCGGUAGCGUAUGCGAUGUUCGACAACAAGAGAUACGCACGCGUUGCCGAGGAGCACGAUGGCAUGGCUCCUCCCGAGGCUCGACUGCCCAUGGCGAUUGUUGGCUCAGCCUUCAUUCCUAUCGGUCUCUUCUGGUUCGCAUGGACCAACGGCAAUAACAUCCACUGGAUUGUCCCUAUCAUCGGCAGCGCCUUCUUCGCAACGGGCAUCGUCUUGGUGUUCUUGUCACUGAUGAACUAUCUCAUCGACUCAUACGUCGUCUUCGCCGCUUCAGUCCUGGCAGCAAAUUCAGUCCUACGGUCCCUCUUCGGCGCCGCGUUCCCACUUUUCACCGAACAGAUGUACACGAACCUGGGCCUCCACUGGGCCGCCUCGAUUCCCGCCUUCCUCUCGGUGGCUUGCAUACCUUUCCCCAUCGUCUUCUACAUCUACGGCCCCAAGAUCCGGGCCAAGUGCAAGUUCGCCGCCGAGGCCGCGAGGGUUCUCGAGGAGAUGCGCGGCCGUGCCGGCACCACUGCCGAGGACCCCGAGGCCGCGGAGGAUGAGGCCAUGGAGGAGGUCGAGCGUGGCGACAGAAUGGAGAAGCUCGUCAAGAAGAUGAGCCGCGCCUCGGGCAAGAGCCGCACACGCGGCCUUAGUCGUGUUGAGAGCAGCGCGGCCGGCCCGGCGACGGAGCCUCUUCCCAAGGAGGUCGACAACGAAAAGGUCGAGGUUUGA
This is a messenger RNA of Diaporthe batatas, 1815 nucleotides long. RefSeq lists its product as uncharacterized. Bases 1 to 1815 code for a protein of 604 amino acids. Gene Ontology annotation, molecular function: transmembrane transporter activity. The transcript is spliced from 3 exons. NCBI's taxonomy places the organism in Eukaryota, Fungi, Ascomycota, Sordariomycetes, Diaporthales, Diaporthaceae. Gene Ontology annotation, biological process: transmembrane transport. The record is from RefSeq and is a predicted model, not a curated record.